CACAACCCUUGGAGUUCAGAGGCCUCUGCUGACCUCUGCCCAACCUAUUGCUCUCUGCACCUAAGCCCUCACUGGUACAUUCAGGAGCAGAGGCAGGCUAGGACUAGAGGAAAGAGGAGAGAGAGCUGGAGACAGGCUGUGAGAGGGCACAGAAGCCCACUGCUCUUCCCUGACCCAGCCCACCUACUAUUGCCAUAACAUCAAGGGAAGGAGCAGCUAUUAAGAUAGGAACUGAGGUGUCGUACCUUGUGGGCAAUAGUGUCAUUAGCUGUGACUUCUAAGAUGUCUCAAGAGAUGGGGGAGCUCACCCAAACUAGGUUGCAGAAGAUCUGGAUUCCACACAGCAGCGGCAACAGUGGGCUGCAACGGAGAAGGGGCUCAUCCAUACCUCAGUUCACGAAUUCCCCCACAAUGGUGAUCAUGGUGGGUUUACCAGCUCGAGGCAAGACUUACAUCUCCACAAAGCUCACAAGAUAUCUAAACUGGAUAGGAACACCAACUAAAGUGUUUAAUUUAGGACAGUAUCGACGAGAAGCAGUGAGCUACAAGAACUAUGAAUUCUUUCUCCCAGACAACGUGGAAGCCCUACUUAUUAGGAAACAGUGUGCUCUGGCAGCCCUGAAGGAUGUUCACAACUAUCUCAGCCAUGAGGAAGGUCAUGUUGCGGUUUUUGAUGCCACCAAUACUACCAGAGAACGACGAUCAAUGAUUUUGGAGUUUGCCAAGGAACAUGCUUACAAGGUCUUUUUUAUCGAGUCCAUUUGUAAUGACCCUGGUGUCAUUGCAGAAAAUAUCAGGCAAGUGAAACUUGGCAGCCCUGAUUACAUAGGCUGUGACCAUGAAAAGGUUCUGGAAGAUUUUCUAAAGAGAAUUGAGUGCUAUGAGGUCAACUACCAACCUUUGGAUGAUGAAAUGGACAGCUCCUCAGCCUUUGCUCCUACUUGGCUCUGGCCCAGCCACCUGUCCUACAUUAAGAUAUUUGACGUGGGAACACGCUACUUGGUGAACCGAGUGCAGGACCACAUCCAGAGCCGUACAGUCUACUACCUCAUGAACAUCCACGUCACACCCCGCUCCAUCUACCUAUGCCGGCAUGGUGAGAGUGAGCUCAACCUCAGAGGCCGCAUUGGAGGCGACUCUGGCCUCUCAGCUCGAGGCAAGCAGUAUGCCUAUGCCCUGGCCAACUUCAUUCAGUCUCAGAGCAUCAGCUCCCUGAAGGUGUGGACCAGCCACAUGAAGAGGACCAUCCAGACAGCUGAGGCUCUUGGUGUCCCCUAUGAACAGUGGAAGGCCCUGAAUGAAAUUGAUGCGGGUGUCUGUGAAGAGAUGACCUAUGAAGAAAUACAAGAACACUACCCUGAAGAAUUUGCACUGCGAGACCAAGAUAAAUAUCGCUACCGAUACCCAAAGGGAGAGUCCUAUGAGGAUCUAGUUCAGCGUCUGGAACCAGUUAUAAUGGAGCUAGAACGGCAGGAGAAUGUACUGGUGAUCUGCCACCAGGCUGUCAUGCGGUGCCUCCUGGCCUACUUUCUGGAUAAAAGUUCAGAUGAGCUUCCCUAUCUCAAGUGCCCUCUGCAUACAGUGCUCAAACUUACUCCUGUCGCUCAUGGCUGCAAAGUUGAGCCCAUUUACCUGAAUGUGGAGGCUGUGAACACACAUCGGGAGAAGCCUGAGAAUGUAGACAUCACCCGGGAACCUGAAGAAGCCCUGGACACUGUCCCUGCCCAUUAUUGAGAUUUUUAUAAGAAGUUAAACUGCUUGUGGCCUCAUUGCCUUACAUACUUAGGAACUGCCAUCCUUGCUCUUCUACCCUGAGAAGACUCUGGCCUGGCCUCACUGGGAUAGCCCUGUUUCCAGUGAAGAAUUCCUCAGCAGCUCUAAAACAAGUCUUGAUUUCUGGCCACAAACCAAUGAACUGUUUAGCUCUGGAUGAAGUCUUCCUUAAUUUCACAUUUCCUGAUCAAUAAAGACUGCCUACAGAAAGAGUAA
Molecule: messenger RNA, 1989 nt
Organism: Otolemur garnettii (small-eared galago)
Lineage: Eukaryota; Metazoa; Chordata; Mammalia; Primates; Galagidae
Gene: PFKFB1
Product: 6-phosphofructo-2-kinase/fructose-2,6-biphosphatase 1
Exons: 14
Coding region: 283-1734 (483 amino acids)
Biological process (GO): fructose 2,6-bisphosphate metabolic process; fructose metabolic process
Cellular component (GO): cytosol; 6-phosphofructo-2-kinase/fructose-2,6-biphosphatase complex
Molecular function (GO): ATP binding; fructose-2,6-bisphosphate 2-phosphatase activity; 6-phosphofructo-2-kinase activity
Source: RefSeq, a predicted model, not a curated record